Molecule: messenger RNA, 3871 nt
Organism: Pocillopora verrucosa
Lineage: Eukaryota; Metazoa; Cnidaria; Anthozoa; Scleractinia; Pocilloporidae
Product: XK-related protein 6
Cellular component (GO): membrane
Source: RefSeq, a predicted model, not a curated record
UGUCACUGGAAUGGCAACCGGGAUUAUAUCUGGGCGAAAUAUAGAAGGGACUGAUGAUGUAGAUGGGAUUUUAAUCUCUAAUGGAAUCAUAAAUAGAGAUGAAACGGAUCUUGCUGCUUCGAGGGUCAAUCGCCGUAGCUAUGUUCAUCUGGAAUCGGAAAGAGUUCAUAUCAUUUGGGAUCUUUUCGCUAUAGCAUCCAUCUUAACAUUCAUUGCCGACAUUAUCUCCGAUCUGGUAGUUUCCGUACAUUAUUUCCUUGAUGGGAAAUAUCUUUGGUUUGCCUUAACUUUAGGUUUUGUAAUUUUAUCUUCUGUGGUAAUGCAAAUAUUUUCUGCCAAAUGGUUUCACGAAGAUGGCGAAUACCUGAAUUGGUGUACAUACUUGCUUCAUUUUUUUCAACUUGGUCCGAUUGUCAGAUACUGGCGUGUCAUUAAAGCUGGAUGGCAUACCCGUCAGCAAAACUCAGCUGAUACAGUCAAUGUCUAUAAAGUUUACUUGGCAGAAUGGAGAGACAUCAGCAUGUUAAGACUGUUUGAGUGUUUUUUAGAAUCUGCACCACAGUUAGUUCUUCAACUUUUUAUCAUGGCUUAUAACAAGCGAUUUGAUGCUGAGAGUGACUGGUUGACAGUAUUUGCUGCUGGAAGCUCCUUGUUAUCUCUUGCAUGGGCAAUUGUGGCAUAUACUAAAGCUCUUAGAGACUUCUUAGGUCAAGGAGAAAGCCAUUCAUGGGUUGGAUUUUUUCUUCAAAUUAUAUGGCGUAUGUGUAUGGUAGCAUCUAGAGUUGUAGCACUUGUGUUGUUUGCCUCAUACUAUACCAUUUGGCUGUUUGUGGUUGCAGCAGUUCACUGGCUUAUGAUGACAACUUGGCUUAUUUUCCAGAAAACGCGAUUUUGUGUUGAUGAUGAAGGUACACGCCAUCUAUGUCGAGAGUAUUUGUUUGAUGCUGUUAUUGGAUUUGUGUAUAUCUUUUGUUUUUUCAACAUCAGAGAGGGUAUGACUCGUAUUCGAGCAAUUCCUUACUAUGUCAUUAUGUUGGGAGAGAACACUGUUUUUGUAGUGAUGUGGUAUCCAUUUAGAACACUUUAUGGAGACAUUGAGAUUGCUGCACUUAGUAUUGUGUGGGGUGCAUUUGGAAUAGGACUCCUGUGUAUGGUUUCUUACUAUUCUUUUUACCAUCCAAGUCUUCCUAUGAAGGGCAUUUGUGUGAAGAAGACUGAACUGAAUUUGCAAGAGCAUCAACGCAUGACAGUUUGUUGGUGCUGCUUCUGUGAGAUCACAACCAGGCAAUCUGCUGUGGAAGAAAAUAAUGAUAAAUGCAAACUAACCAUUAAACAGAGAUCUUAUCACACUUCAAGAAGCACAACAGCUGCUCCUCCAUAUCGAAGCUUACCAGUUGAUGUAGAUAUUUUACCUCGUAUAUCAAGAGAAGUUCAUCCACCAAUUUAUCAAAAUCAUCAAGAACUAAGAAAUGGUGGGAUUACAGGAAUGCAGGGAAUGUAUGCAAAAUCCUCAUGGUUGUAACUCUUGAAAUAUUCUUGUAUGUGAACAAGUUAAUGUAAUGAGAGGGUUUGGGUCUUGUUUACCUAUGGCUCACUUAUUUCAGAUGACAAAUUAAUUACAUUUUAACUUAAAAUUAUAGUUAUUAUUAUAUCAUCCAUUAACAAUAUGGAAUAUGGAAAAUUUGUCUAUGGAGUUGAAAACUCUUUAACUUAGUUUUAUUUAUGACUUGUCAUGAGAAAUUAUUGUUCGUGCUCUAGUUUAGAUCACAGCUUUUCCGAGGACUUAGAAAACAAGUGAUCUUGAAUUGAGUGAUAUCUGCAACAGUAGUGGCACGUAAAACUGGCUUGUUACUAAGCAAAAGAACUUAGAAAUCUUAAAGCUAUUGUUAUACUACAAUAUAUUGAAAUUCUUCAAAUGUGAUUGUCAAUUGGAACAAUAUACUCUCUGGAAAUUUUUUUCAGCCAAAUUUGCUGAAUGGUGCAAUCUUGAAAUGAGAAGAGUAAAAGGGUAUUUGAAAAAUUACCUGGUGAAAUGACAAUUUUAUUUUUUCUUUUAAAAUAUUAUGCAGGGACUAGUUGUGUAUUGAAAUUCUACCUGUGGGUAAAAGUUCCAAAAAAUUUACAAGCCUUAGGGUAGGUGGACUGGGUGAAUUCCAGUGUGGAUAACUUUGAUAGAGAGAGCUCAAAGGCUGAAUUCUUAAUUUAUUUUUCUAACCCUAAGCAGUUAUGCUGAGAAAGUUACUUUAAUAUUCCUCUUUUUGGAGAUUUUACCCUUUAACUCACAGAUCAAAUUUGUAAUUCUCCUUACUGUCAACCAUACAAUUCUUAUAAUGUUAGUUCAGAGAAUGUAGUAUUGGCUCAACUAAUUAUCCCAAAAUUGAUAGCUUUCUUCGUUCUCAUCACUUGUCUGAUUGAUAUUGUAUUGAUAUUGUAAGGAGAAAUUCUUAGUCACUCAUGGGAGUUGAAGGGUUAAGAAUUAAGUAUAGUUUCAAGUCCAGCUCUAAAAAGUUUUAGAAUCUGAAGUUAUUUUUCAGUGACACAAAUAUUAAAUUUGUUACAAUUAUUGUAAUGGCUGCAUAGGAUGUCAUUUAAAUUUGACAUUUGUUCAACUUGCAUGUUGGUAGUGACAUGUAAAUCCAUUUUGGUAUGGAUUUUGGAAAUAACAAAGAAGAACUGCGACGUAAGCAUUUGAGCAUGAAUGUUUAACAUAUUUAUGGUUGUAUGUAAAUAGUUAUGAAUCUGAAUACUACUAAGUUUUAAUGCCUUAAGUAAGAUAAAUCUGGUAACUUGUAUGUUUAAUUUUCUGAAAACAAUACCUGAAGUCUGAACUUGGUCUAUUAGCUUUCAGAAAUCCACAUGAAUCCAAAUGAUUACCAUAAACCUUUAAAAACAUUAUAGUAACAUUGCUAAGAUGUGCAGGAUGAUUGGUGUUAACCAGGCUGUUGGGGAAUCUUGGCUGAUCCUCUUCGCCUCAAAUAAUUUGAUGUUAAGCUCUGGAGGUCAUAUACUAAUAUUACAUUUGUGACAUCCUAACUUUAUGCUUCAGGGCUCAGCAAUGGUUUUAGCAUUUUGUGUUUAAAUAUAUAACAAAAUGAGAAGGACAGAAAUGUUUGAGCAGGGUUCUUGAAUAAAGAGAGGUACAUUUCUUUUUUUGCGAGUGUGGGACAAAGGAAAAAAUCCUGAGUCUACUUCAUAGAUUUGACUCAAACUUUCCAUCAUGGUGCUAUAUGGAACAUGUUUGAGAGCAAGGUCAUGUAAUAAGUAGAUAUCUAACACUAAGAUUAAACAUAAAUGAUGUUAAACAUUUCUUGGUAGGAUUCUAGCCCCAGCCAAGUCCUUUUUGUGAUAUGAUGCUCUACCACCUAUGGUAGCGGUAUCCCACAUGAAUGUGUGACAGCAGUUUUAAACACUGAUUAGAUCGGAAAUGUCUAAAAUGGCCUGUCUGGAGAUAGGGAGAGUUGUCUAACAAAGAAAGAUGCUGACUGAAAAUAACUAAUUGAAUAACUGAGAGAGGAUAUGAUUGCAAUAAGCUAUUUGAUUCUUUUUGAAAUUUUUUUGAAAUUUUUUAAAGGUAAAUCAAGUCUGUGAUUUCAAGUUUGUUUUUUAUUGCUGAACUUACAUUUCAAAAGUAGCUUGCCUGCUUGCUUGACGCACAGUUGAUGUAGAACCAAAAUCUUACCAGUGUAAGCUUAUCUCCUUUAAUUUUGUAUGAUUGUCUUUGAUGACAGUUGAAUUUAGAGUUUGGAGAUUUUACAACUUAUCUGGCAACUUGCUCAGAUGCUUGUCAACAUCCUAAAAAUGAUGCAAAUCACUAUUGUAAACAUACAGGAAUGCAGAUUAUUUUUAGCAUGAUGGCCACCAAAAUGUAAAU